Molecule: messenger RNA, 4598 nt
Organism: Dermacentor andersoni
Lineage: Eukaryota; Metazoa; Arthropoda; Arachnida; Ixodida; Ixodidae
Molecular function (GO): protein binding
Source: RefSeq, a predicted model, not a curated record
CAGAUAGAUGGUCAAGGCAAUCGACCGAGGUGGGAAUUAAGCCCGCACAGAAACACCAUCAGACGUGAAUUGUCCUGAUGCAGCAGCGGCGCGUGUAUUUCACACACCGACGUGUUCCACUGCUCAUUAUCUCCGUCACGAUUCUUGCAUCCGACAAAAGCCGAAGGUUUUGUUCUAAAUCUCUACGCUGUGAAGAAUAAUGUUCCACGUCGCCCGACGGCAUACAGCGUUCAGCAAACACGCUUGUUGGACGUCGCUCGCUACACCACUUCACUUUCGAGACAGGGCAAUGUUACUUUCGUUUUCGCAUCGGUGCGCCGGUGGCGCCAUCCAACAUCAGUUGCACAGACCGGCUGCUGCAAGGCGUCUGUACAAAUAUUUAGCGUACAAUAUUCGACUCAAAAUUUAAACUUGAAAUAUUCACCCACACUUACUUUUCAAGUUGUCUGCACUACUAUUGGAAAACUAGAAGAGAGAAAAAGAGAGAAACGCUGAACAGAAAAAAAAAAAAGAAAACACGCUGGAAAUGUUGUUGAUUCUGCACAAGUCUCGGAGGCGUAGCUGUGCGGCAGCUGUUUUCGGUCGCGUACGUGCGAUGGCGACACGACAUCCGCUGCUGCUGCGAAUGGCGAUGUCAUGCCCCUCAUUUCUGUGUUGUGUGUUGGGGUUGUUUUCUUCACUCGUCAUUCAUCAGCCUUUCCAGGGCGCUCUGCACGAGGCCGUCACGUUAGGUAGCGUUGCCAACCUCUUGCAGCACCUGUGCACACACGAUGUAAGGCACGAAUGAAGUCAUGUAGCUUGGCAUGGGCUCUCCGUGUUUAACUGAGUGCUCCGCGUGAAGACAACAGUGGCGAGCAAGUGAACCCCAUUUGUAGUGCGUGGUAGCGGCUGUUUUCGCAGGUUCCGAAAAUGAUCGGCGGCAUGGCGUCGAGGCCCAGUUACCUCGGUGGCAUCCAACGUGAAAUCCCCUGCGUGGAUUUAGGACGGCUCGCAGCAGGGAUCAAGAGCAUCUCGCUGAAGUUUAAAGCCCACGGUGUAGACCUCGACGAGCCUUGCAGCAAGACUGUGGAGAACGCGAGUCGCUGCUGGAUCACGUGGUACCUGCCCGCGCUGAACGAAGCGAUGCGCGUCGCUUCAAUGCACGUCUUCGAGCAUGCUCCUGGCAAGUUCGCGCUCAGUUCGGUUCCGAACGCUAACUCGGAGUACGAGAACCCCGAGAGCACCCUCCUCGAAAGUGUCGCGUUAGUGUAUUUGUUGCUGAAAGAGCACCGAUGCAUCACGCGUCUGGACGUGGGUGACACAGCAGUUUUGUUCUACUACUUCCCGUCGCUGCUUUGCAAAGCACUGCGGCAGAACAAAGGACUUAAACAAGUCCGACUUCGCCCCGAUGACGCCAGAGGUAUUUGGCGCGAAACGCACGCUUUGACUAUCCUGUCUUCGGCCCUGACGAAGCUAUCUGCAGGACUGGACGAGUUGGACAUCAGCGAGCUCAUGCCAACUGUCGAGUCCGUAGGAGGAAUCGCCGACGCGGUUAAGAAAGGCAGCUUGCGCCGUCUCGUUAUUUGUAACGGCUCGUCGAGCAAGAUCGCGAGGAGAUUGCUCCGUGCAGUCGGCUAUUCUUCCUCUUUGACCGUGCUCGAAAUCGGGGGUACCAAGACAUUGCCGUUAUCGAGCGCCGCUAUCUUGUCCGAUGCAUUGAAGAGCAAUACAAUUCUCCGAAAGCUUUCCAUAGAAAGAGUGGGAAUAAACGCGGUCGGAACGCUGCUCAAAUCCCUGGAUAAGAACACAACUUUAGAGGAGCUGGCACUUCUCUACUCGUAUAACGCACCGGAGGCCAUCCUGUGGGACGGGUUCGAGGCACUACGUGUGAACCGUGGACUAAAGUGCCUGAAGCUCGUCCAUCUUAACAUGGUCAACAGUUGCGCCCUAAUUAUCGCGGAUAUUUUGCUAAAGAACGAGUCCCUUCAAGAAAUAUGUCUCUCCGAGAACCCCAUCACCGAUCUCGGCGCUCGCGCUCUAGCCAAGGCCUUGCAGCAAAACUCGACCUUAAAGCGCCUGGACAUCUCUGACUGCAGGCUGAACUGGCAAGGGUUGUCAAGCUUUAUAAAAUUUAUCUCGCACAACACUGCGAUCGAGUGCGUUCGACUCGGUUUCGUCGACGUUCCUGAGACUUGGACGCCGAGUUCGCCCCUUACCGCGAGCCUAUGCGCUCGCCUGGAUGUAACGUGGAAUACGCGCGGUCUCGAAGAAUGGGCCUUGUCGAUACGACAAGGGGAGCACCACUUUCCUCGACUUUGCGUCGGCUGGACAGCGGAUGCCAAGUCGUCUGGCGUCGUGCAGUGGUUCGACGCAGUGCGCGCCAGCGGCAUUUCGGUCACAGAACUCGUCAUCAACUGUCCCGGAACAGUCGCUCAGGAGUGCGGCGAAGCCGCGGUGUCCUUUCUAGAGAACACCAGUUCUUUGAAGAAGCUUACCGUGGAGACCGUCGACAACUCCUAUAGCUACGUGACCGCCAUCAUCCGGGGCCUUGCUCGUAACAAGAGUGUCAGGGAGGCCAUAUUUCACCAGUCCCUCCACAUAGACCAGGACGUCAAAGCCUUGCGAGAACUCAUGCGCACGAACCGUACCUUGCAUCGCCUGGCGUUCAAAGCUCACUUUCUCAGAGAGCACGCCGUCCGCUCUCUGGCACGUGCUUUAGAGGACAACUUUGUUCUUCUCGCUUUCGACUUGGAGUACUCGCCUUACGUCACCAUGCAUCCGAUCCUGAGCAUCCUCGACAGGAAUCAGUCGCUUCUUAAUCGUGCCGUCGACUGCGUGUUGAGCUCCUCGCCGGAAGCGGAGUCGAUUCGGGCCUUGCGCCUUCUCUGCGAAUGCGAAUCGCUACUCGAUGCUGUUGCUGACGUUUCGGGCAAGGGACGAGAGGAAUGUAGGAGCCUAGUGCAGGAAUCAGUUCGCCGCCUACAGAGCGUGCCGUAAAAUUAGCGACGUCAGAAGUGCUGUGGGGAAGUUGUGUGGAAUAGGAAGUGCCAACUGACUAGCGUGAUUUUUUUGGGAAAACAUUCACUCCACCCUGUUUAUAGUACGCAUAUGAUUUCCUUUGAAAUAUUCCUUGAAGUUCCUCUUCCUCUGCCCGGCAUCCCCUCGCCCCCCCCCUUCCUCCCCCCCCCGCUCCACGCCGAGAAAAUAAUGGAUGUAAUUUAAUUGCGGUUCAACCGAAAAUAUGCCGAAUGCCACAGAAGAUCUGUAGACGCGUGACAGAACUUCUAAGAUUUGUUCCAUUUAAAAGCAUAAGUCAAAAUCUACUGACUGUUGGUUUGCGAAUUUUCGAUUUAUGCCGUCAAUCCUUCAAUAAGAAUCGACAAGAAUCGCAAAUUUUCAGAAAACGAGACUGUCAAGUUUACAACUCUGUAACUCAGCAAUUCGAAACGACAUCACAGUUUAGUGAAUUGCACCUAAUAGCACAUCUAAACGGGACAAAGUUUUGUAUCAUACAUGGCUCUGAAGUAAGUGACUAUUAUGUGAGAGCUAUUGCGAAACCGUUGUAAACAGUGUAACGAACUCGCGUGAGAUAUAAAUUGACAUAUUAGAUUUCUUUCGCUUUGCACGCUUUAACAGAUACAGCUGAUAGACCUGCGAUAUCUGUCAUUGGUGCAGAGCUACGGAUGUGUUAACUUAAAGGGACCCUAAAGGGAAAAUGAUUUCUUCUGCAUCAGUAAAUUACCGUUCUACAACACCAAAAACACCACUCUUACAACGAUACGACCUUUGGAAAGCCAGAAAAAAGCGCAAGAACGAAAUACGGGUGGCGACGCCUACUUAAGUUCCCGCAGCUGGGGGCUGUGACGUCUUGGAUUUUGAUGGCAUCUUCUAGGGCCUACUAAUUAUAAAUAGCGGCACAGAUUGACUACAUUGUGUUCUAAAGGAACCAAAUAUUACACAUGGCAAGUUUCGGGAACCUUUAUUCAGCCAACGCGGCCCAAAUGCGAAAACAUACUUUGGAAUCCCUGACGUCACGCUGACGUAACGGCACUGGGGUUUCGGCGCGAAAUUCAAGUACUGGUACUUGGACCUUCAUUUUCUCAUCUAAUAAUCAACUAUUUUUUUUUAUAUGACUGCCUGCAGGGUUCUCAAACAGUGCUUCAUUAGUCUAAACUUAUUUAUUGUUGCGCUUUAGUGUCCCUUUAAGGCUUCGAUAUUUUUCAAACUUACCAGUGUUUGAAAGUUCACCUUGAAAAAUUCAGACCCUAAAUCGAAGUUCUGCUUGCAACAGUCACUAGAACAUAACUUUAUCUCUGAUAUGUAACAAAUUUCAUUAACAUCCACCCAAUGGUAGUCUCAGAAAAGCGUUUCUGUGUUUUACAUGUAUCUUAAUAGGCGCCAUCAGACUGUGGCCCGAGCUAAAGCUUCCUCUUAAAGCUCGCAGUUGGGCUGCUCUAUAUGGUCAGAAAACAAAUGGCUCAGAAAUGUAGAAUUGCGAAUAUGAAUGACGUUCAGGAGUGUAGCCCACAGUGCCUAUUGGUAACACUCAUAAGGACAGCGUGAGCGGAGCACACAAAAUAAAUAAAUAAAAUGGUUCUUCCUUUAUUUUUUUACUUCGA